Molecule: messenger RNA, 1005 nt
Organism: Trichoderma breve
Lineage: Eukaryota; Fungi; Ascomycota; Sordariomycetes; Hypocreales; Hypocreaceae
Product: amidase domain-containing protein
Exons: 7
Coding region: 1-1005 (334 amino acids)
Source: RefSeq, a predicted model, not a curated record
AUGACCGACCCUUCACUCGGCAUGGACACUACAUGCGGCUCCUAUGCUCUUGUCGGAGCCACGGCUCCAAACGCUCCAAUAGUAGAUCGUCUUCUGAAGGCUGGCAUGAUUAUCAUUGCGGAGGCCAAUCUAUCUGAAUGGGCUGGCUUAAAAGGAUUCGGAAUGGUAACCGGGUGGUCAGCAAUCGGCGGCCAGACACAGUCACCAUAUGUCAGGGGCGGCUAUGUGCCUGGAGACAAGAUUUUAGGACACAGCACUUCAUGCAGUUCUUCAUCUGGAUCUGCCGUAGCUGUGGCCGCUGGCCAGCUGGAAGGGCUUCUCUGGCAGAAAGUUGCCUUUGUGGAUCCCAAUAAGUGGGAGCUCCAUCCCGCUGUUUGCGACCGGAUCGAAAUCGUCCGCGAAAAACAAAUUUCAGAGUUUCUUCAAGCUGUAGCUACUAUCCGGGAAUCUGGGGCCGAAGUGACGGGGAAUGUCGUGUUGCCACAAGUCGACGAGAUCGUUUGGGAGGGUGAGGAUGCCCUUGAAACGGAAUACACCGAGUCCUCAGUACGCACAAUUGGGCAGCUGAUACGGUGGAAUUCUGAUCACAAAGACUUGGAGCUCCCAUCAGAAGCUGACAACGCCCCAUCAUUUCCGGGCCAACAGCAGCUUGAGAAUACAUUGAAGAGCAACCUGACAGAAGAGAAGCGGCAAGAGAUUGUCUUAUUUAUCCGCAAGAUAGCUAAAGAUGACGGAUUUGACCGAAUCUUCGAAGAGACAGGGGCCGAAGUGCUUAUAGGACCAUUAGACGGGCGGAUUGUGACCGUUGCUGCUGCAGCAGGAUACCCUGCCGGAGUGGCGCCGUUGGGAUAUGCUGACAACUACAAUGGCAGAGCAUACGGCGUGGUUAUUGUGGCAAAAGCUGGGGACGAGGGAAAGAUUCUACAAGCCAUGAGUGCAUGGGAGGAGACGAUGCCACGACGGAUCCCGCCGCCACAGCUGGUUAAUUAUGAAGCAAGUUUGUGA